Messenger RNA from Sus scrofa (pig), 6740 nucleotides. It is a transcript of the gene FLT1, whose product is annotated as fms related receptor tyrosine kinase 1. Gene Ontology annotation, biological process: protein phosphorylation; positive regulation of kinase activity; multicellular organism development. NCBI's taxonomy places the organism in Eukaryota, Metazoa, Chordata, Mammalia, Artiodactyla, Suidae. Gene Ontology annotation, cellular component: plasma membrane; signaling receptor complex. Gene Ontology annotation, molecular function: vascular endothelial growth factor receptor activity; ATP binding; growth factor binding. The record is from RefSeq and is a predicted model, not a curated record.
AAGGUUAUAAAUCGCCCCCGCCCUCGGCUCCUCUUAAUCGAGGUCCGCUGGAGGCUGGGAGCGCGCCGGCCGGACACUCCUCGCGGCUCCUCCCCGGCGGCGGCAGCGGCAGCGGCGGCGGCGCGGAGCGGGCUCCGGGGCUGGAAGGCAACGGCCCGAGGACGCCGGGCGGCGCGGAUUACCGGGGGAGGUGGCUGUCUCUCGGGCUGGAGCCGCGGAGAGGGGCGCUCGGGGCAUAGGGCCGGCGGCGGCGGCGCUGCGACAAGAGACAGGCUCCGGCGGCAGCGGCGGGCGCCCGCGAGGAGCGCGGGCACCGGGCGAGCAGGCCGCGUCGCGCUCACCAUGGUCGGCUGCUGGGACACCGGGGUCCUGCUGUGCGCGCUGCUCGGCGGUCUGCUUCUCACAGGAUCUAGUUCAGGUUCAAAAUUAAAAGGUCCUGAGCUGAGUUUAAAAGGCACCCAGCACGUGAUGCAAGCAGGCCAGACGCUGUAUCUCAAAUGCAGAGGGGAAGCAGCCCAUUCGUGGUCUCUGCCCGCCUCGGUGAGGAAGGACAGCCGGAGGCUCAGCAUAACGAAGUCCACCUGUGGAAGGAGCGACAAGCAGUUCUGCAGCACUUUGACCUUGAACGCAGCUCAGGCAAACCACACCGGCUUCUACAGCUGCAAAUAUCUAGCCACACCUCCUUCAAAGAAGAAGAGAGCAGAAUCCACAAUCUACAUAUUUAUUAAUGAUACAGGUAGACCUUUCUUAGAGAUGCACAGCGAGAUCCCCGAGAUUGUAAACAUGACUGAAGGCAAGGAAGUCAUCAUCCCCUGCCGGGUCUCCUCACCCAACAUCUCUGUUACUUUAAAAAAGUUUCCACCUGAUACGCUGGACGGAAAGAGAAUCACCUGGGACAGUAGGAGGGGUUUUAUAAUAUCCAAUGCAACAUACAAAGAGAUAGGGCUGCUGACAUGUGAAACAACCAUCAACGGACAUUUGUACAAGACAAACUACCUCACGCUUCGACAAACCAACACAAUCACAGAUGUCCGAAUAAGCACGCCGAGCCCCGUCAGACUGCUGAGAGGUCACACUCUCGUCCUCAACUGCACGGCCACCACGCCCUUGAACACCAGAGUUCAGAUGACCUGGAGUUACCCCGGGGAAGUAAAUAAGAGAGCCUCUGUAAGGCGACGCAUCGACCAAAGCCAUUCCGAUAACAACGUCUUCUACAGCAUCCUUGUUAUUGACAAAGUGCAGAACAAAGACAAAGGGCUUUACACCUGUCGCGUGAAAAGCGGCCCAUCCUUCAGAUCUGUUAACACCUCCGUGCAUAUCUACGACAAAGCAUUCAUCACUGUGAAGCAUCGAAAACAGCAGGUGCUUGAGACCGUAGCUGGCAAGCGGUCUUACCGGCUCUCUGUGAAAGCGAAGGCCUUCCCAACGCCGGAAGUUGUAUGGUUGAAAGAUGGGAUUCCAGCCACUGAGAAAUCUGCCCGCUAUCUGGUGCGUGGCUAUUCAUUAAUUAUCAAAGAUGUAACUGCAGAAGAUUCGGGGGCUUACACGAUCCUGCUGGGGAUAAAGCAGUCAAAUGUGUUUAAAAACCUCACCACCACUCUCAUUGUAAAUGUGAAACCCCAGAUUUACGAAAAGGCUGUGUCAUCCUUCCCGGACCCGACCCUCUACCCGCUGGGCAGCAGACAGGUCCUGACUUGCACCAUUUAUGGUGUCCCUCCACCUGCCGUCACAUGGCUCUGGCGACCCUGUGGCCAUAAUCAUUCCAAAGCCAGGUAUGACUUUUGCUCCCGUAACGAAGAGUCCUUUGUCCUGGAUCCUGCCAGCACCGUAGGAAACAGAGUUGAGAGCAUCACUCAGCGCACGGCAGCCAUAGAAGGAAAGAAUAAGACGGCCAGCACCCUGGUUGUGGCGGACUCCAGAACUUCUGGAAUCUACACGUGCGUGGCUUCCAACAAAGUGGGGACUAUGGAGAGAGACAUAAGCUUCUACAUCACAGAUGUCCCCAACGGGUUUCACGUGAGCCUGGAAAAGACGCCCACAGAAGGGGAAGACCUGAAGCUGUCCUGCACGGUGAACAAGUUCUUAUACAGAGACGUCACCUGGAUUCUGCUGCGGACGGUUCACAACCGAACGACGCGGCACAGCAUCCGCAAGCAGAAGACGGCCACCACCAGAGACUACUCCGUGACCCUCAGCCUCGUCGUCAAGAACGUGUCGCUGGAAGACUCGGGCACCUAUGCCUGCCGAGCCAGGAACAUCUACACAGGGGAAGAAAUCCUUCAGAAGAAAGAGGUGACCAUUAGAGAUCGGCAAGCCCCAUACCUCCUGCGAAACCUCAGCGAUCACACGGUGGCCGUCAGCAGCUCCGCAACCUUAGACUGUCACGCUAACGGUGUCCCCGAGCCCCAGAUUACCUGGUUUAAGAAUAACCACAAAAUACAACAGGAGCCUGGCAUUAUUUUAGGGCCAGGAAGCAGCACGCUGUUUAUUGAAAGAGUCACGGAAGAGGAUGAAGGCGUCUAUCACUGCAGAGCCACCAACCAGAAGGGGUCCGCGGAGAGCUCGGCAUACCUCACCGUGCAAGGAACCUCGGACAAGUCCAGCCUGGAGCUGAUCACCCUGACGUGUACCUGUGUGGCUGCCACCCUCUUCUGGCUCCUGCUAACCCUCUUUAUCCGAAAACUGAAAAGGUCUUCGUCUGAGAUUAAAGCUGACUACCUGUCAAUUAUCAUGGACCCAGACGAAGUCCCCCUGGAUGAGCAGUGCGAACGGCUGCCUUACGAUGCCAGCAAGUGGGAGUUUGCCCGGGAGAGACUGAAGCUGGGCAAAUCACUGGGAAGAGGGGCUUUUGGGAAAGUGGUCCAGGCAUCUGCCUUUGGCAUUAAGAAAUCACCCACGUGCCGGACGGUAGCUGUAAAAAUGCUGAAAGAGGGCGCCACCGCCAGCGAGUACAAAGCCCUGAUGACUGAGCUCAAGAUCUUGACCCACAUCGGCCACCAUCUGAAUGUCGUCAACCUGCUGGGAGCCUGCACGAAGCAAGGAGGGCCUCUGAUGGUGAUCGUUGAAUACUGCAAAUAUGGAAAUUUAUCCAACUACCUCAAGAGCAAACGCGCCUUAUUCUUCAUCAACAAGGAUGCAGCUUUACACGUGGAGCCUAAGAAAGAAAAAAUGGAGCCAGACCCGGAGCCGGGCAAGAAACAGAGACUAGACAGUGUCACCAGCAGCGAGAGCUUCGCGAGCUCCGGGUUUCAGGAAGAUAAAAGUCUGAGCGAUGCCGAGGAAGAGGAGGAUUCCGAUGAUUUCUACAAGCAGCCCAUCACAAUGGAAGAUCUGAUUUCUUACAGCUUUCAAGUGGCCAGAGGCAUGGAGUUUUUGUCCUCCAGAAAGUGCAUUCAUCGGGACCUGGCGGCACGAAACAUACUCUUGUCUGAGAACAACGUGGUGAAGAUUUGCGAUUUUGGCCUCGCCCGGGAUAUUUAUAAGAACCCCGACUACGUGAGAAAAGGAGAUACGCGGCUUCCUCUGAAGUGGAUGGCGCCCGAAUCCAUCUUUGACAAGAUCUACAGCACCAAGAGCGACGUGUGGUCCUACGGGGUGCUGCUCUGGGAGAUCUUCUCCUUAGGAGGGUCCCCGUACCCGGGCGUGCAGAUGGACGAAGACUUCUGCAGCCGCCUGAAGGAGGGCGUGAGGAUGAGGGCGCCCGAGUACGCCACCCCGGAAAUCUAUCAGAUCAUGUUGGACUGUUGGCACAAAGACCCCAAAGAAAGGCCAAGAUUUGUGGAACUUGUGGAAAAACUAGGCGACCUGCUGCAAGCCAAUGUACAACAGGACGGCAAAGACUACAUCCCCCUCAACGCCAUUCUGACGAGCAACAGCGGCUUCACGUACUCCACUCCCGCCUUCUCCGAGGACUUCUUCAAGGAAGAUAUUUCUGCUCCCAAGUUUAACUCAGCAAGUUCGGAUAAUGUCAGAUACGUGAAUGCUUUCAAUCUCAUCAGCCUGGAAAGAAUCAAAACCUUUGAAGAACUUUCCCCAAACGCCACCACCUCCGUGCUCAACGACUACCAGAUGGACAACGGCUCCCUGCUGGCCUGCCCCUUGCUGAAGCGCUUCACCUGGACGGAGAGCAAGCCCAAGGCCUCACUCAAGAUUGACCUGAGAGUAACCAGCAAGAGUAAGGAGUCGGGGCUCUGUGACCUCAACAGACCCACUUUCUGCCACUCCAGCUGUGGGCACCUCAGCACGGGCCAGCGGAGAUUCACCUAUGACCACUCGGAGCUGGAGAGGAAGAUUUCGUGCUGCUCCCCUCCCCCCGACUACAACUCGGUGGUCCUGUACUCCAGCCCUCCCGUCUAAGCCGCCGCACAGCCCUUCCAGCACCACGUGUGUAUCGAUUCCCCCAGAAAACGAGCUUUGCCAAUAUUAUUCACAUAUAAAUGUACGCCUUCACCUUUGCCCAGGAGCCAGCUGCUUUUUUGUAGUUUUUAAUAGUGCUUUUGUCUCUCUCGACUAACAAGAAUGUAACCCCUGAUAGAGGACGUGUGACACGCAGGAGCCCUGCCACUGACACCCCACUCCCACCCACCCCCCCGUGCAGGAGGGACCUCUCCUCGGCCCCAGGACGUCCCUCUCCUCCCCCUCCCCCACCCCCAGCCUGGGGGCGGCGCGAACCCAGGGGGCCCCCAAGGGUCCCGGCUCUUCCAGGAGGCCUGGUGCCAGAGGGGGAAGGAGAGAGGAGGACGAGGACAGGUGCUUGGGAAGGAGGCAUGUGGGCUGCCGCGUGGGGACGCAGUGGGGCAAGGCCACCUGCGAGAAGCAGCCCGGGGCACACAGGACAGAGGGGUGAGGGAGGUAAGAGAGGCAGAGAUGAUCUGGGGAAUUAAAAGUGUGAAACGUCAGCCCGGGGCCAGCUUUUGUCUCCUGCACUUGAGAGGGGCGCUCAGAGCCGGCCUGUCUGCCCACCCCUUCCGGGGGACACACUGGACCUGCAGGCCCUGGGCUCCCAGGAGGCCAGCCCGCCGGAGGCUGGUCUGUCGGGUUACCUUUGGGGCCUAACACCACCCCUUUUCCAAAAUAAUGUCAGAGUCUGUUUUGAGUUUUAACAGGUAGUCAAGACAUCUCAUUCGGUUUUUGAAUUAACCUGUUUCGUACAGUUAGUUACCAAAGUGAACACCCCCUCUCUACACCAACCCAGCCAACCCCACCCCCCCCCGGAUCGGCAGGGACGUGAAGGGCAGGACAUCAUGGGUUUUCCUUCUUAGUGGGGGCCCCACCGCCUCACUAGUUAGUCAGUCUCCUGGACAGAAGAGCAUUAACCAAUGUCUAUUAAGCACUUUAUGCUCCUUGAGAGAAAAGGUAGUAUGUAAUUUAUGCAAGAUAUUGCUCGAAUUGGGACUCAGGAUACUUGUUGAUGAGCUGUCAGUAGGAGAAAAGCCUCUUUCCAUCUGCUUCGGGCCCCACCAGGGGCCUGAGGACAGUGGAAACAGGGAGACAGGGUACAAAAGGGUGCCUGCUUCUCAGGACUGGAGGCCCUGGUCGCCCCAGCGCUGUGCGAUGCUGAGUGUGUAGGACGGGGUGCCUUCUGGAGCCGGUCGGCCUCACAGGCCACAAGGCUCACUGCUUCUGGUAGAGAAGAGGGUGCUUCCCUUACGCCUGGAACUUAACCCCAGAGCCUGAGACGGAAGCCAUGGACAAGGCCAUGCUCCCUUCCUGGUGUCGCAGGCUCAUCUCAGGGCUCUUUGUGUGAAGAGGUGCGAGAGUGACAUGGUCCCCAGGGGGCAGUGGGGGCUCCCGCGGGGGCUCUGCUGGAAGAGCCAAGAGCCAAGGCCAGACAAGGUCGGGUCAGGCCAGGGAGGGGAGGGUCUUGUUCCCCUCUUCACAGCGGCACCUGUGACCCGGGCCAGGGCAGGACUCAGGGAACCAGGAGGAGGUUACACAGGGAAGAGAGGAGAAGACCAGUCAAUUCACUUGUUUUUGCAAAACAGUUAAGGAUCCAGUAAUUCAGGAAAGCAGAGACCUUAGCUCCACAUAUAACGUCUUGAUUUCAGUAACCUAAUGCUUAAUCACUGAGAGACCUUCGUCAUAUGGUCUCUCCAAAAGAAAAAGAACCCGUGGAACUCAGCUUGGCUUCCUCGGGGACUCGGGUCUGUCCAUCAGUCAGAUCCUUAAUGAAGGAAGCAAAAUGGAAGCUGGGAGCAACGAGUGUGUCUAGUUGCAAGGGCUUGGCCUGGACCCGUUCGCUGAAACAGCACUGAAAAUUAAACACGGAUUCCCUGAUGGUAUCGUUAGAGCCGUCUGUUGUGUCUGACGGUUGGCACAGACAGUAAAGGAACAAGCACCCCCUUGCAGGACUUGUGGGAUCGUGCACACAUGGCAGUGGGGUGAACGGGCCCUGGCGCCACGGGCAGGCCUGGGGCUGCUUAGUCUAAGAGUGAUGCUCAGACCCGUGGAACACGCGCGUCCAAAUCCUGAAAAUGUCAAAGAGGACCCAACACGCGGCGGCCCCUCUUACCUGAUGAAAGAAGGCGUGCAUCGUUGACUGACAGCGGUAGGAGCUAUAUGUAUAUUUGUGUGUGUGUGUUUUGUGCAUAACUAUUUAAGGAAACUGGAAUUUUAAAGUUACGUUUAUACAAACCAAGAAUAUAUGCUGCAGAUCUAAGACAGAAUUUGAUCCUACAUCUCUAGUCACUAUGAAUGUAUUUUGUAUGCUAUCUUCAUAUAAUAAACUUAACUUCCAAAUA